AUGGAUUCAGAGCGUACCCCGGGAACACUGAACACUACCCCAGAACCUACCCUGGGAACACUCAACACUUCCCCAGAGCCUACCCCAGGAACAAUGGACACUACCCCAGAACCUACCACGGGAACACGGAACACUACCCCAGAGUCUACCCCAGGAACAAUGAACACUACCCCAAAGCCUACCCCGGGAACACUGAACACUACCCCAGAGUCUACCCCAGGAACAAUGGACACUACCCCAGAACCUACCGCGGGAACACGGAACACUACCCCAGAGUCUACCCCAGGAACAAUGGACACUACCCCAGAACCUACCGCGGGAACACGGAACACUACCCCAGAGUCUACCCCAGGAACAAUGAACACUACCCCAAAGCCUACCCCGGGAACACUGAACACUACCCCAGAGCCUACCCCGGGAACACUGAAUAGUACCCCAGAACCUACCCUGGGAACACUGAACACUGCCCCAGAACCUACCCUGGGAACACUGAACACUGCCCCAGAACCUACCCCGGGAACACUGAGCAGUAACCCUGAUCCUACCCCGGGAACACUGAACACCGCCCCACAACGUACCCCGGGAACACCGAACAUUGCCCCAGAGCUUACCCCAGGAACACCGGUUAAUCCUCACACUCGGUCAUGCACCAGCUGGCCUAAGUGA
Molecule: messenger RNA, 666 nt
Organism: Ictalurus punctatus (channel catfish)
Lineage: Eukaryota; Metazoa; Chordata; Actinopteri; Siluriformes; Ictaluridae
Exons: 2
Coding region: 1-666 (221 amino acids)
Source: RefSeq, a predicted model, not a curated record